CGAAAGUAGGAUGUUAGUGUGGCAUUCUCUGUUUGAAAAUGUUACUCGGCCAGGUGCGGAGCUCUAAGAAUACACUGCAAUGCCGAAGAAACGGUCGUCACAAAGUACCCAACAUUUCCCGAUGCGACUAAGUUGCGUGCCAUAGGUCCGGUGAAAGAGGCACAUAUGACCAAAUUCACCUUCCGCCCGAAGUUUGAUAGUCCAGAACACUUGGAGAGCCGCACCCCGAACACCGUUCUGUGUACUAUAUUCUGGAGAUCUCGGACAAAUACUUUCGUCAUCUGCUCGCAGAGACUUGGACGGGCCGCUUUGUCCUCUAGGUUACGGCUUGUUGUUCCAUUCUAUUCUGCUCAAGAGGCAAAAUAAGAGUUUUUCAAUUGCUCCCGAGGCGAAGUCCCACAUAAAGCAAGUAGGACAUCUAGGAUAUAGCUUGCCGCGCAUUGAUGGAGCUCAGGAGGGUAUGGCUGUUUCGGAUGUUAUGGUGCUCGAAAGCAUCCACUCUAUCUCUUCAUGAAACCUUCGCACCGACUCGGGAAUGCCGUCCUUAGUUUCGGCCUCAUGGUGGCGGGCAUUGACAAUGAGUACUCCGCAUGCACUCUACUUCUCGCGCCACCAUGUGAUUAGAGAUGCAGUUAAAGAUAUGACGGAACACGAGAAUUGGGGCUACAUUUGAUUCAUGGUCAAGCUGGAUACGCUUUAGCGUUCAGAGAACUAUAAGAGAAUAUCCUAGAUUGACAUCCGACUUACGCAAAUCUGCAAAUAAUUCACGUCAAUUUUGAUCUCGAUUCAGGGAGGUAUGGCUGACAGUGCGAGUAUGCCAUCUCUGGAUAGCACUAUCGGACUCUUGCUUCUCACUGGCCUGUUUUCUAUGGGACUGUGGGGUGCAUCGGUGGUCCAACUGUACUAUUACAUUGAGAAAUAUUGGAGGCUGGACAAAUGGCAUCUCCAGCUGUACGCUUUAUUUACAUGGAUACUUGACACCGUUCAUCAAGGAAUCCUCUGCCACACUGUGUACAUACUUUUUGUGAAGCAUUUCGCAGACACCUCUUUCUUGAACCAUGUGCCCAAGAAUAACCAGAUAACUGUCAUCCUUCAAGCUUUAGUUGACACACUUGUGCAAGUUCUCUUUGUCACGAGAAUUUGGUAUCUGAGUAACAAGAACGUUAUCCUGACGGGUAUUAACAUAUUGCUCAUUUCGGCACUACUUACUGUCAACCUCAUUUUCUGCGGAAAGGCCUUCAAUUUCACGAACUUUGGGCAAUUGGCGACACUCCAAGGCCUUAUUAUCGCUCUUAACACCCUAAUCACUCUUGUCGACACCGUCAUCGCACUUACUCUCGUCGUCCUACUUCGGCGCCAACGGUCCCGGUGCAAAGCUACAGAGUCGGUCGUGAAGCGCUUGAUUAUGUACAGCAUAAGCACAGGUCUCAUCACGGGAUUGUGGAGUCUUAUCGGCCUUGCCGGAGCAAUUGCAUUGCCCACGUCUAAUUUGGAUGCAUUUGUUGAUCUUGUUCUACCAAGACUCUAUGUGAACUGCAUGCUCGCAUCGUUGAAUGCAAGGGAGAACCUUCGUAGCGAACUCGCAAGUGGCUCUGCGCGCGGAAAUACAAUACAGCUCAGCACAUUCGAUACCAUUGCUAGAACAGUGGAGAGCACGCCAGUAGCUAGCGAUAAUUCUAUUAAGGUCAAUGGCACUGUUGAUUCGCUUCAAGACGUCGAAGAUUAUUAUCCUUCUGGGUAUCCUACAAAGCGUGCUGCGACAGAUCUUUGA
This is a messenger RNA of Fomitiporia mediterranea MF3/22, 1771 nucleotides long. RefSeq lists its product as uncharacterized. Bases 797 to 1771 code for a protein of 324 amino acids. The record is from RefSeq and is a predicted model, not a curated record. The transcript is spliced from 16 exons. Lineage: Eukaryota; Fungi; Basidiomycota; Agaricomycetes; Hymenochaetales; Hymenochaetaceae.